Rhineura floridana is the source of this 1991-nucleotide messenger RNA. It is a transcript of the gene SEC22B, whose product is annotated as SEC22 homolog B, vesicle trafficking protein. Gene Ontology annotation, molecular function: SNAP receptor activity. Lineage: Eukaryota; Metazoa; Chordata; Lepidosauria; Squamata; Rhineuridae. Gene Ontology annotation, biological process: endoplasmic reticulum to Golgi vesicle-mediated transport; vesicle fusion with Golgi apparatus; retrograde vesicle-mediated transport, Golgi to endoplasmic reticulum. The record is from RefSeq and is a predicted model, not a curated record. Bases 107 to 754 code for a protein of 215 amino acids. The transcript is spliced from 5 exons. Gene Ontology annotation, cellular component: SNARE complex; ER to Golgi transport vesicle membrane; Golgi membrane.
UGAACCCGGAAUUUACUCUUGCACUUUCCGGCCAGCUCAGUCUAGUUCUAGUCUGUAUUGGGUGCGUAGGCUACCGGAGCAAUAGUUGCAGGUCUUCUUAGGGAACAUGGUGCUUCUGACUAUGAUCGCGCGGGUGGCCGACGGACUUCCUUUGGCCGCUUCCAUGCAAGAGGAUGAGCAGUCGGGUAGAGACCUACAGCAGUAUCAGAGCCAAGCCAAACAGUUGUUCCGAAAACUAAAUGAACAGUCUCCUACCAGGUGCACCUUGGAAGCAGGAGCAAUGACUUUUCAUUACAUUAUCGAGAGAGGAGUGUGUUAUCUGGUGCUGUGUGAAGCUGCCUUCCCCAAAAAGCUGGCCUUUGCAUACUUGGAAGAUUUGCACUCCGAAUUUGAUGAACAACAUGGAAAGAAGGUUCCAACUGUGUCCAGGCCCUAUUCUUUCAUUGAGUUUGAUACUUACAUCCAGAAAACCAAGAAACUGUACAUUGAUAGUCGUGCAAGAAGAAAUCUUGGCUCCAUCAAUACAGAGUUACAGGAUGUACAGAGAAUCAUGGUAGCCAACAUUGAAGAAGUUCUACAACGAGGCGAGGCACUUUCAGCUUUGGAUUCCAAGGCAAACAAUCUGUCCAGUUUAUCGAAGAAAUACCGCCAGGAUGCAAAGUAUCUCAACAUGCGCUCCACUUAUGCCAAGCUUGCUGCUGUUGCUGUGUUUUUUAUCAUGCUGAUUGUCUACGUGAGGUUCUGGUGGCUCUGAGUGAUUUCCAGGCACCAAAAAGGGACAGCUAGUAACACAGCAGAUGUAUAGUUGCAAGAUGCCAAGAGCACAGGGAUGUACAUUAGAAUCCUCAUGGGGAUGACCGUACAGUGAGAAUUGCUGCUAUUCUCCAGCAAAUCUUAAUUCCCAAAUGUCAACGCUUGCUGGCAAAUAAGGAUUUUCUUUUGUAGCAGUUGCACUUAGACAUGAAAUUUGUCCAUCCCACUAACAGCUGAGUUGGCAUGGUUAUCAGCCCAGUUUACCUACUCACUUAUACAGGCAGUAGACAUAUCUCUCUCCCUCUAUAUUAUCCUAUUCCUCGUAGUAAAGGGACUCUAAUGAACAUUCCUGGUACUACUAAUAUUUUCUUAAGAGUCUGGAUCUUGCUACUUGAACAGAAAUUCCUGUUUUCUGCUGAAAUUCCUGCUGAGUCUUUAAUGUACAUAUUGCAUUUUUUGUUUGUCCAGUCAGUGCUGAUUUUUUGUUCUCAGACAUCUUGAAUCAUUACACCAUUAAUUUCGUAAAUACAUAUGAAAUUCUGCUUCAGCGGACUUCAUUAAAUGCUAAGUGUAAUGUUGAAAUAGUUGUCAUAGAAUAAAAUUACAAGCACAUAAUUCAUUUUAAUUUCAGAUAAAUAUGUUUUACAACUUCUUUUGAAUCCAAUACCAAGCUCCACAUUCUCUGCAUAUUUUAUAGGGAGAGGCUGCCUGUUUUGUUUUUUUCUCUCUCUCCACCAAUGUCACUACUUCCAUUGCUGCACACAUUCUAUAAGACAACCUACCAUCUGGAUCUCCCUGCUCAAGAAGGACUGAAGAAGAGCAGGUCUCUUCCUGAAUGCUUGACAGUCUCUGCUUUGAAAAAUUAAGCUCCUUUGCCAGUCUCUUCUUCCCAGGAUCUUUGUCUGUUUUCCACUUCUGUAUAGCAAAAGAUAACUUCAUUGCUGUGAAACAAUCCUUACAAAGUUUAGGAUGCUAUCGAAUGGGUCUGCAAAGUUCCAGAAGCUUUGAAACGCACUUUCAGAUAUAUCUUAUGGGCCUCAUGGAGGUUGAUAAUGGAGCUACUCUCCCACGUAGGCAGCCUGUCUGAAUAGUUACAAGAGGAGGGAAAAGGAACUAAAGAGCAGAACACCAAAUAUUCUGUUACUAUCACAGAUAAUGAUGAAAAUUUUGGUUUUAUUUAUUUAAAUUGGCAAGCAAGUUAUUACAGCUGUCUCUUAAAAAUAAAAGGUGAACUCUCA